GAAUUGUUGGCGAUAGUAUGUGAGCUCUGAUAAGGCCAGUUUUAUAUAGUAUAUAUCCUCACGCGACCGUAUUCAUUUAGUGACGGCUGUAGCAGCGCAGAGUCGUAUUUACCUAGUCAUUAACUUAAUAUUUUACAAAUAAUCCAAAAUGUGCGACGAUGAAGUAGCAGCGUUGGUUGUUGACAACGGAUCCGGUAUGUGCAAGGCUGGAUUCGCCGGAGAUGACGCCCCUCGCGCCGUCUUCCCAUCCAUUGUCGGCCGUCCUCGCCACCAGGGUGUCAUGGUGGGCAUGGGCCAGAAGGACUCGUACGUCGGUGAUGAGGCCCAAUCCAAACGUGGUAUCUUGACCGUCAAAUACCCGAUCGAGCACGGCAUCGUCACCAACUGGGAUGACAUGGAGAAGAUCUGGCACCACACCUUCUACAAUGAGUUGCGUGUCGCCCCCGAGGAACACCCCGUCCUCCUUACCGAGGCCCCCCUCAACCCUAAGGCCAACAGAGAGAAGAUGACACAGAUCAUGUUCGAGACCUUCAACACACCGGCCAUGUACGUCGCCAUCCAGGCCGUGCUCUCCCUGUACGCCUCUGGUCGUACCACCGGUAUCGUGCUCGAUUCCGGCGAUGGUGUCUCCCACACUGUCCCCAUCUACGAAGGUUACGCCCUUCCUCACGCCAUCCUGCGUCUGGAUCUGGCUGGCCGCGAUCUGACUGACUACCUGAUGAAGAUCCUGACGGAGCGCGGCUACUCUUUCACCACCACUGCCGAGCGUGAAAUCGUUCGUGACAUCAAGGAGAAACUCUGCUACGUCGCUCUGGAUUUCGAACAGGAGAUGGCUACUGCCGCUUCUUCCACUUCAUUGGAGAAGUCGUACGAGCUUCCCGACGGUCAGGUCAUCACCAUCGGCAAUGAGCGGUUCCGUUGCCCCGAGGCCCUCUUCCAGCCCUCUUUCUUGGGUAUGGAAGCUAACGGCAUCCACGAGACCACUUACAACUCGAUCAUGAAGUGCGACGUCGACAUCCGUAAGGAUCUGUACGCCAACACUGUCUUGUCUGGAGGCACCACCAUGUACCCAGGCAUCGCUGACCGCAUGCAGAAGGAGAUCACUGCUUUGGCUCCAUCCACCAUGAAGAUCAAGAUCAUCGCCCCACCGGAGCGCAAAUACUCCGUCUGGAUCGGUGGCUCCAUCUUGGCCUCCCUCUCCACCUUCCAACAGAUGUGGAUCUCGAAACAAGAAUACGAUGAGUCUGGCCCAUCAAUUGUGCACAGGAAGUGCUUCUAAACUUCAAGUAAGGCUAUUUCUAAUUUAUGAUGCCCUACACCAAAUCCCGGAUUGGGUGGCUCAAAUUACGCUUGUGAUCUAUAAUUUAAGAACAGUAUUUAAUAGGAUGUAAGGUGUCGUAAUAUGCAUAUUACGUAAAUAUAAAUUUGACAGAGUUUUAUUUAUGAAAUUUACUAACAUUUGUAAUAAAAGUUAAUUUAUAUACCGGUAUAUAAAAA
Galleria mellonella (greater wax moth) is the source of this 1497-nucleotide messenger RNA. RefSeq names its product actin, cytoplasmic A3a. Bases 149 to 1279 code for a protein of 376 amino acids. The record is from RefSeq and is a predicted model, not a curated record. The transcript is spliced from 3 exons. NCBI's taxonomy places the organism in Eukaryota, Metazoa, Arthropoda, Insecta, Lepidoptera, Pyralidae. Gene Ontology annotation, biological process: mitotic cytokinesis.